Anisakis simplex (herring worm) is the source of this 324-nucleotide messenger RNA. The record is from the annotation of a GenBank genome assembly. NCBI's taxonomy places the organism in Eukaryota, Metazoa, Nematoda, Chromadorea, Rhabditida, Anisakidae.
UAUACAAUUGCAGAGAUUGAAAAUAAAUUGGACGAAAUUGGGAAGUACGCAGAAUUGGAUGAUAUACCGUUGAAUGCAGAAGAAGAGCAACGUUUAGAGGAAUAUCUGAAUGAUAUUCUGUCGGAUCGUAGCCCCGAUGUAUCGAAGCUGAAUGACGAACAAGCGGAACGUUUACUCAAAUACGUCCACUUUCUUCAAAGUACUCUCCUCGACUCACAAGGCACUGCACUUCAAAACGUUCACACACGACCAAUAAAAAUUUAUUCUCUAUUCAUUGGUCCUAUGGCUUUAUCCAGAAUCGUGACUGAACAUUUUGAAAAGUGA